Sordaria macrospora k-hell is the source of this 1980-nucleotide messenger RNA. RefSeq lists its product as uncharacterized. Gene Ontology annotation, cellular component: membrane. Gene Ontology annotation, molecular function: ABC-type transporter activity; ATP hydrolysis activity; ATP binding. The record is from RefSeq and is a predicted model, not a curated record. Lineage: Eukaryota; Fungi; Ascomycota; Sordariomycetes; Sordariales; Sordariaceae.
AUGGGUUUCUCCAACCCAUCCUCCGGGAACAGCACCGAGGUCGAGCGGAAGAAUCCCGUCGUCGAACAUGGCAUCGACAUCGAACAACAUGCUGUUGCCGAAUCCCAUCUCGUCAACACGACAGUCAAAAAUAUCAGCUGGAAGGGCGUGACGGUGACAGUUAAGGACAGAGAGACGAAGGAACCGAAGAAUAUUGUCGAUAAUGUGGAUGGCAUCGUAGAGGCUGGCGAAAUCGUAGCCUUGAUGGGCCCUUCCGGGUGCGGCAAGACAACCCUUCUCAACUAUUUGGCGUCCAGGCCUCUCCCCGCCUCCUCCGGCCGCGGCGGCACCACCACCACCGGCUCCGUGCUCAUCAACGGCCAACCCACGCCUACCUCCACCUUCCGCGAGAUCACCCGCUUCGUCGAGCAAGAAGAUCACCUGAUAGGGUCCCUCACCGUAAGAGAGACAUUCGACUUCAGCUCACGGCUCUCCAUCUCGUCCAAGGUUCUCCCCAAGAAGGAGCGGAUUGCCAGGAUUGAAGGGUUGCUCGACGCCUUUGGACUGCGGGAGCAGAAGGACGCGCUGAUCGGAACGCCGAUUCGUAAAGGCAUCAGUGGUGGCCAGAAGAGGAGGGUGGGUGUCGCCAGUCAGUUGAUUACCUGCCCGAGGAUCUUGUUCUUGGAUGAGCCGACCAGCGGGUUGGAUAGUAAGGCUGGGUGGGAGGUGAUCAAGUAUUUGAAGGGGGUUGCGAGGAGGAAUAACUUGAUCGUCAUUGCCUCGAUCCACCAACCCUCCACAGCAACUUUCAACCUCUUCGACAAACUCAUGCUUCUCUCUGCUGCCAAGACGCACUACUUCGGUCCUGUCGCGGGCGUCACCGAGCACUACGAGUCCCUAGGGCACGAGGUGCCGCUCCAUGUCAACCCGGCCGAGUUUUUGUUGGACUUGGUCAACAUCGACUUUGCUUCCGAGCGCGAGGAGGCAGUCAGGGCUUUGGACGAGAUGCAGACUGCUUGGCAAGAGUCGGAAAAGGCGAAGCAGUUGACUGCUGCGGUAGCGAAGGCGGAAGCCAGAGGUGGUGAGCAAGUCGACACCGCUGGACAAGGGACAAAGCCGGGCUUGGUCAGUAGUACGAUAACGCUACUGCAUCGGAGCUUCAUCAAGAGUUAUCGCGAUGUGGUUGCAUAUGGCAUCAGAGCAGCCAUGUACUUUGGUCUCGCCAUCAUGGUCGGUACUGUCUGGGUGAGACUAGAUGCUGCGCAGGAGUCCAUCAUCCCUUUUAUCAACGCUCUGUUCUUCGGCUGCGCCUUCAUGUCCUUCAUGGCCGUCGCCUACUGCCCUGCCUGGCUUGAGGACUACUUCCAAUACAUCAAAGAACGUCGCAACGGGCUCUACGGCCCUACCGCGCUGAUCAUCUCCAAUUUCCUGAUCGGCAUCCCCUACCUCUUCCUCUUCUCCCUGCUCUUCUCCGUCAUCUCCUACUGGCUCGUCAACUUCCAGCCCACCGCCCAGGCCUUCUUCACCUGGGUCUUCUGGCUCUUCUGCGACUUGCUGGCCGCCGAAGGCCUGGUAGUGUUCAUGUCCUCGCUCUUCCCCUCCUUCGUCAUCUCCCUUGCCCUGGUGGCCUUCGCCAACGGCCUGUGGAUGAGCGUCGACGGGUUCAUGGUGCAGCCUACCAUCCUCAACGUUUUCUACAAAUACGUGUUCCACUACUGGGAUUACCAGAAGUACGUGUUUGAGAACAUGAUGAUCAACGAGUUCAAGGAUCGCGUGUAUACCUGUGGAAAACUGCCGGCCGGAAUGACGAGUGUUAAUGGGAGCGAUUGUCAGUGCAUGUUCCAGACCGACUUGGCGGAUCAGUGCCUGAUUAGGGGACAGGGCGUGUUGGAUCAGUAUGGGUAUAAGCCGGGCAAGCAGGGGAGGGAUAUUGGGAUUAUGUUCUGUAUCAUUGUCGGGUGGAGGCUGGCUGCUUGGGUGGUGUUGAAGUUGAAGAAGUGA